Messenger RNA from Humulus lupulus (European hop), 1758 nucleotides. RefSeq names its product protein FAR1-RELATED SEQUENCE 5-like. Lineage: Eukaryota; Viridiplantae; Streptophyta; Magnoliopsida; Rosales; Cannabaceae. Gene Ontology annotation, molecular function: zinc ion binding. The coding region runs from base 1 to 1758 and encodes 585 amino acids. The transcript is spliced from 3 exons. The record is from RefSeq and is a predicted model, not a curated record.
AUGGGGUUUAGUGUUCGAAAAGAAGAUGUUCGCCGCGAGAAGGCCGAUAACUCAGAGUGGCAAAGAAAAUGGGUUUGCUCAAAACAGGGCUUCAGAAAAGAGAAGUGGAAAAACCUAACUAACCGAAAGAAAACACCCAGAGCCAUUACCAGGACAGCUGCAAAGACAGAGCUACAUUUCCUGCGAUCCAACCGAGCUAUACCAGAAUGUAUAGGUGCACAGGUCAUGUCAAUGAGACGAUCGGGCAUACGCACUUGCCAUAUAUUAAAUCAUCUAGCACGAGAAAGGGGAGGACGUGAGUAUCUUCCAUUCAUGAAAAAGGAUCUUUAUAAUUGGAUUGGUCGCCAAAGACGACAGGAAGCAGAAGAAGGGGAAACAGACGCUGAAGGUGCUCUCGGUUACCAAGAAUGUCUCGGUUUGCGUGACCCUCAUUUCUAUGAAACACACACAAUUGACAAGGACUUCAGAUUGGCAGACCUGUUCUGGGCCGAUGGAAAUUGUCGUAGAGAUUACAAUUUGUUCGGCGAAAUCAUGGCUUUUGACACGACAUAUAGGAAAAAUGCAUACAACAAACCAUUACUAAUCUUCGUCGGGGUGAACCAUCAUUUCAGAACAAUUGUUUUUGUGGUUGCAUUGUUAUACGAUGAGAUGGAGGAGACAUACAUAUGGGUUUUACAAGAAUUCUUAGAGUGCAUGAAAAACAAGGCACCGCGUGUUAUUGUCACCGACGGAGACCACGCUAUGGCAAACGCAAUAAAGGUAGUCAUGCCGCAGGAUCUUGUCGGCCAAGUUGAUGCAGCCAUACAGAACAUUCGCCACACCGAAAGGGAGGAUGACUUCAUCAGUAACCACACUUCGCCCAAUAUACCAACAAACGUCCUCCACCAGUACUACCAACAAGUUGCCUCCAUUCUUACCAGGACCAUGUACGAAAAGGUGGCAGAGCAAAUCAGUAGUGCUCUUUCAUACUCAGUUGUCUCUGCAGAUGUAACAGUUAACAGUCGGUCGUACUACUUGACACGUUUCCCAAAAGGACUAGUACGGAGUCAAGUGAACUACGACACUGACCAUGGACACAUCAAUUGUACAUGUAUGCUAUUCGAGUCCGAUGGAAUUCCAUGUCAUCAUAUAUUCGCUGUUAUGAAGCACUUGAACAUACCUUGCAUUCCAGACUUUCUGUUUAAGGCUAGAUGGAGGAAGGAUGCUAAGAGCUCGGUUGAAUUGAAUGGUUUCCCCCAUUCUAGGGUGCCCGCUGAUGUGUUGGUAUGUACAAGAUGGGGAUCAUUAACAUCACGGUUCAAUGCAAUGGGAUACUUUGCGACCAAGCAAAGCGACACUUACGAAGAGGCCAUGAAUGAGAUGUCUCGGUUGGAGGAGAAAUUUAAGUCAAUGUGCUUCCAAUUUUGUAAUCAAUCCGGUGAUGCAAACAUUGAGCAAAAUGAGAACCACUCCCACCCAUCUAACAGAGUGAUCCGAGAUCCAGCUUUAAUUCGGACUAAGGGGAGGGAACCUAAUAAAAAGUCAAAAGGAAAGGAGAAGGAGCAUGAUAACAAGGUGGCUAACAAGAGAAGAUGCAGAAACUGCAACGAGUUAGGGCACAACAGGGCAACUUGCAAAGUUCAACCUCAAAUUCAAAUGACUCAACAAUUUCAACCAUUUUCUAAGUUUCCAUCCACAGAAGCAAGUGUAUGUUGUGGCUUCAUCCAGCCUGGAGAAAGCAAUGACGAUGGCAAUAAUGACACAUCUACACCAUGGUAA